AUGGAGCAGGCGGGAUACGAGAGGUACCAGGAACGUAGCAGUGAACAAGAUAGAAAAAGGCGACAUCACUGUCCACACAUCCCUACUAAGAUUUAUGAUAAAACAGAGAAACCAUGUCUUCUCUCCGAAUAUACCGAGAACUACCCUCUCUAUCACUCUUACCUGCCCAGAGAGUCCUUCAAGCCCAGGCUGGAGUACCAGAAAGGGUGCAUGCCAAUGGAAUGGCUGACCACGUCGAGGAGAGAUUUUGGGCCUCACAAAGUGUUACCCAUGAAGAUCCACCAGCCCAACCAGUUUGUCCCAAGUGAAGAGCAUAUGGAUCUGCUCACAACGUAUAAACAAGAUUACAACCCCUACCCUAUCUGUCGCGUGGACCUCAUCAAACCUCGGGACAGCAAAUACCCAUGUGGUGAUAAGAUGGAGUGCCUACCUACUUAUAAAGCCGAUUAUUUACCCUGGAACCAACCAAGACGAGAACUGCUUCGUCCGCCACAGAACUACCAGCCGGCAUCAACCAAGUUUGAUAGUAGAACCACACACCAGGACGACUACUCCAUGAAGGGCCUAGUGAAUACCGUGAGCUGUAAGCCUCCGGCGGUGCCCAAGCUCUGUCACGUCCCCCUGGAGGAUCUGACCAACUACAAGAUGAGCUACAUGGCCCACCCUUUGGAGAAGCGCUUUGUCUAUGAGCCGGAGAAGUUCAGACCCUCUGAAAUCCCCUUCGAAAGCUUCACCACCCACAAAGAGUCAUACCGAGGCUUGAUGGGGGAGGCAGCCAAGAGCUUGAAGCCUCCAGCCAGGCCUUGUGGGCGAGACACGCCUUUCUCAACCACCACCGAGUUUCGUGAUAAGUACCAAGCUUGGCCAACGCCCCAGGUGUUCUCCAGAGCUCCCGCCGCCUACGUCCCUCCUGAAGAGAAGAUGGACCUUCUGACAACAGUGCAGGCCCACUACACAUACCCUAAGGGGGCCCCAGCUCAGCCCUGCCGACCAGCGCGCUCAGUCAAGAAGGGUGGCCACUUCGAAAGCUCCACCACGACCAAAGACGACUACAAGCAGUGGGCCAGCGUGCGCACAGGGCUGGUCAGGCCCGUACCCCAGCUGAACCUCCCCACCGAGCCCUUGGACUGCCUGACCACCACACGAGCCCACUACGUGCCCCACCCGCCCAUCGCUACCAAAAGCUGUAAGCCCCCCUGGGCUGGCCCCCGAGGAAACAUCCCUGUGGAGGGCCAGACCACGUACACCAUCAGCUUCACGCCUAAGGAAAUGAGCAGGUGCCUGGCUUCGUACCCGGAGCCCCCCGGCUACAUCUUUGAGGAAACAGAUGCUUUGGGGCACAGAAUAUACAGGCCAAUUUCCCAGACAGGCUCUCGGCGGAGCAGCUGUCUUUCUGUGGGUGAUUCGGAAAAUCCCAACCAGCAGGAGUUGGCAGUCUCAGCUUGAUUGUUAAAAAUUAUAAUUUAGAAAUUGCACAGUACUUUUAAAAGCAGAUGAUUGAGUUAUUUGUUGGACCAAAAAAAAAAUUCCUCAAAAUGAAAAAAAAUCUUCGUCAUCAUUUCCAGGACGCUUGAAUAAAAUGAGAAUUAGUUGACUCAAGGAAAAUGACAUUUAAUCAUUGGUUAAUUAGUCCCCUUAACCCUUCCCCAACUGUCUCCCCCUCUGGGGCCCUUUACCCUUGUGCUCAUGAAAUCAAAGCUGGUCUCUGAGGUUUCCCCCCACCCAGAAGUAUUUUAUUAACUUAAUCAUUGUAUAAAU
This is a messenger RNA of Camelus dromedarius (Arabian camel), 1758 nucleotides long. It is a transcript of the gene SAXO1, whose product is annotated as stabilizer of axonemal microtubules 1. NCBI's taxonomy places the organism in Eukaryota, Metazoa, Chordata, Mammalia, Artiodactyla, Camelidae. The coding region runs from base 1 to 1446 and encodes 481 amino acids. Gene Ontology annotation, molecular function: microtubule binding. The transcript has 4 exons. Gene Ontology annotation, cellular component: cytoskeleton; axonemal microtubule; ciliary basal body. The record is from RefSeq and is a predicted model, not a curated record.